This is a messenger RNA of Aspergillus homomorphus CBS 101889, 591 nucleotides long. RefSeq names its product mitochondrial 54S ribosomal protein mL49. The transcript has 3 exons. Gene Ontology annotation, cellular component: mitochondrial large ribosomal subunit; ribosome. Gene Ontology annotation, molecular function: structural constituent of ribosome. The record is from RefSeq and is a predicted model, not a curated record. Gene Ontology annotation, biological process: translation. Lineage: Eukaryota; Fungi; Ascomycota; Eurotiomycetes; Eurotiales; Aspergillaceae. Bases 1 to 591 code for a protein of 196 amino acids.
AUGGCAACCUUUCUUCAGUCUCUGCCGGUUUGCUCGGCCAUUCGCAAGCAAUCCACCGCUGUCCCUUUCUCCAUCCACAAAGCCUCACAGUCCAUUGCAUCCUCGGGACCGCGUAGUUCUUUCUCCACACUUUCCUCCUCCGCUAGUCUGAUCACCUCCCCCCUCCGAUCUUCUGUGCGCCUCAAUGUCCGCUCCACCUCCUCCGCACAGCAAUGUCGCACCUUCAUCGCCCAACUGAGCCGCCGUCAUUCUCAGACGCUCAAGGAGAGCGCGCCGACGACUCCGCAACCGCCCGCCAACCUCCAACUCACCAACCUCCCCUACUUCAUCCGCCGCACCGCCUCCAACCUCCUCCCUGUAUACAUCGAUAAGAAAGCCGGUGGUACCAAGCGCGAAACCAAGCUGCAGAAGACGGAAGGUGAUCUCGACGCCUUGAGAUCGGAUCUGGCACAGUAUCUGGGUCUGGAGUCGGGCGACCCGCACGCCCCCAAGAGUCCUGAGGUGACGAUCAACCGUCUGAACGGUCACAUUAUUGUCAAGGGCUGGCGGAAACGGGAGAUCGAACAAUUCCUGAUGGAGCGCAACUUCUAG